Molecule: messenger RNA, 5494 nt
Organism: Blepharisma stoltei
Lineage: Eukaryota; Ciliophora; Heterotrichea; Heterotrichida; Blepharismidae
Source: the annotation of a GenBank genome assembly
AUGCCAAAGACCUUUAGGCCAAUCGAAAAUGAUGUCAAGGACCUCCACACCUUUCUUUCUCAGUCACUUUUUUCAAGCAAAUUUAAGAACUACUUUUAUGGAUUUUUCUGUCAGCUUUUUAAAGUAAAGUACAAUAGAAAAAUAAAGCCAAGUGUCCAGUUCAGCUACGAAAUAUUAACCAAUUUCGUUUUCACACUUCAGGUAAUAUCAUUAGCUUGAUAUCCAAACAUGAGUGUGAGUGGCUGAAGCUCAUACAUAUUCAUAUGACAACUAAUGGGGUGGGCAAGCUAUGAUAGUGUUUGUGCAAAUUUAGGGAUUAUGGAUUAUUGCUUUUAUGGGACAGUUUCUCUAUUAUAUUUAAAUUGUAAAUUGGCCUUAAGAGGGCAACCCCACUAGCUUUUACCUCGUCUUGGAUCCAAAAGUCAGCCUCAACAAAGCUCGGAUUUCAAAUGAGAAUAUGGAAAGCUUCCGUAUCUUGUAUAAGGGUUACUCUCUAUGGCAGAGCUGCCGAAUGGAUAGUGCCCUGCUGGUCCUGAGAGGUAGGCAAAAUCUGUCUAGCCUGUCUGGCAGGGAGAGUAAAACCUUUCUGGGAGAAUCAAAACUUCCCUCUUCAGCAAGGCAUCACCAAGCCUAAAGGCAUACUUCAAAAAGAUGCAGAGGUCCUGUCAGGACGGUUCCUACCUGCUCCACAUGGAAUGCAUCUCGGAGUCAAAUUUCCGUCAUUUUUUUCUCUAUUAGGCAUGUGCUUAGUAUCAUUCUCAGUUUUUGGUUUUUAUAUUUACAUUAAAAAAGACCCUCCAAUUUAUAUAUCAAUUUGGCCUCGCAAAAUUGCUACGCUACUCACAACAGUGUGCUUGAUUCCUAGUACAAUGAUUUUAUUAAUGAUAGGAAAAUAUUCAAUAAUAAGCACCAAAACGAUAGAGGAAUAUGAUGGGUUGACUUCCUCUAUUCUCGAUUUUGGCUUUCAAGGAGCUUUUCUUUCAAUCAUUGGACUUGCAGUUUUGAUUUCAAUUAAUUUAUAUUGUGAGUAUUUUUCUUGCGAUAUUCAGCAUUCUCACCCAGAAAAAAAUUUAAAAUCCAGAUCAUAUUCUCUUAUAGACGUGCAAAAAAGACUUUUUUACAUCCUCACUUGUAUUUCAUUCGUGACUUUUGUAAAUGCAAAAGCAAUUAUUCAUCAAUCAAUCUUAUUUUGUUUUUCACUGUCUUUGAGCUAUAAAUCAAUUACAGUUUUGCAUUAUUUUAAUGAGCUUGAAAAUAUAAUUGAAACAUGCAAGCAAAGUGUAAUUUCUUUUACAAUUCUAUUUUUUAUUUUUGGAGAGCUCUUGGACAGUGCUUCAAUUGUAAUAGUUUUUACAAUUUUCCUGCAGCCGAUUAUUUUUCUUCUGACAAUGAGGCUAGUUAGACGUAAUUAUGCAAAGCUAAAAGACAGCAAAGAGUGUCCAAAAAAUCAAUUUGAGUUCGAAAGAAAAUUCAGACAUUUAUUAACCGAUAAAGAUAAUGAAGAUAAAUUUUGGAUAUUAGAUUUAUUUAAGACUUUUUGAAAAGCGAAUAAAUUUCAAAAAGACAAGCUUUUUGUGAUAUGGGAAUUUAACUAUUGUCUUUCAAUAGUUAAAGACGAAAGAUUAGCCAGGGUAAAAUUGUCGAAAAUUGGGAAUGCAAAAACUUCGUUUGAAGGAGAAAUCCAAGAAUGGAGGCUUUUUAUGUGACUUGUUAAGAAGAAAUGCAAAACUUUUCCUGAAACAAGCUAUUUAGAGUUUUUAAAAGAGUUCAGCAGAAUUAGAAUCCAAGAUGAAGAACUUUGCUAUUUGCUGAUAGAACUUCAGGCAGAGGCGUCUCUAAAAGCCCCAAGAAUUGAUAAAAUUAUAAACUUGGCAAAAAGAACAACGAAUUAUUUAAUAAGCCUUUCCGAAGAUUUUAAAAACUUGUGUGACAAAUAUAAGAAUGUCGAAGGCUAUGAAUUAUAUGGAAGCUUUUUAGAGAAUAUAUCAAGUAAUCGUGAAGAAGCAGAAAAAAUGAUCAGGAAGAAAAACGGACUUGAAAAUUAUAAAUAACUCCCCCCCCCAUCCUUGAUCGAACGACUCGCCAUCGUUCGAUCAAGGAUGGGAGUUAAAAAAAAUUUUUUUUGGAAAAAAAAAUUUUAUAUAUAAAAUAUAUAUAUAUAUUUAUUUAUUUACUUUUAAAUAAGAAGGUUAAGAGUAUUUAAUAAUUAUUUUUAGAGCAAAAAAUUGAAUUAAUUUCAUAAAAAUACCAAUUUUUAAUAUUUUGAUUUAUUAGUUACCCUUUAAACUGUAUAAAUUUUAAUUUGUUCCUUAUUAAAUUAAAUUUUUUGUUUAAAAUUUUAAAGAUCUCUAUUUUAUUAGAUUAUUGAUUUUUUAAGCCUAGAUUGAUGACUAAAUCACUUCGGAUAGUUGAUUUCGAAGCUUUCUGUCGUCUCAAAGUCCCUGAAAACAACUUUAUUAGGUACAUCUUCCCAAGCUUUUGAUAACUAAUAUAUUUUUAUAUAUAUAAAAGUUGCAUGAUAUGAAAAUCGUUCGAUCAAGGAUGGGGGUUAAUUUCCCCAAUUUUUAGGAAUUUUUACAGUCAAUCGUUCGAUCAAGGAUGUGGGGGGGGGGGGAGUAAGCAGAAUAAUACUAAAAAAUUAGAAGACUAUGGAAAAGAUGUGCCUAUUAUAUUGGUAUCUUGCUCUGAUAAUAAUAUUAUGUAUAUCAAUGAAAAAGCUUCACUAUUGUUUAAAACUUCAAUUGGAAAUAUACUUGGCACUUCACUUUUGAAUUUUAUUCCUCAACCUUUCGAUGUUUGUCACAUGACAAAUAUUAAAGAUUUUGUGUUAGACAGCAGCACGAUUGAGCUUCCGUCGCACAAACAUUUAUUUUUCAAAAAUGUUCAAGGAUAUUUAUUUGAGUGCAAUUUUUUAAUUAAAUUGACAGCAUUUCACAACUGUGCAUAUUUUUUGAUUUCUUUUGAGCAAAGGAAAGCAACACGUGAAAUUGCAUUAAUUUCAGACGAUGGGUUUAUUAUGGGACAUUCAGAGCUUUUCCCCUUCUAUAUUGGCUCUGAAUCAAAAUUCUUAAUAGGCAAAACCCUAUCAUCUGUAGUCCCUAUUUUAGACAUAGAUAAAAUGAGAGAAUUUGAGCCCUGGCUAAUGUCUUUUAACAGCGGCCAAAUUGCUUUUAUUAAUGCAAAAAAAGAAAUAAACUCCACCAUAAUCCGUAAUUUAAUGAUUCUUCAUGACGAUCAAGAAAUAAAAAACUGAAAAGAAGGAAUUUAUCAUGACCAAUCUAUGCAUUUUGCAGAUCAAGACAUAACUUUUGACUUCGAUAAAUCUCAAAUAGAAGAAGAAAGCAGAAAAAGCAUCCAAGUCCAAUUUCUCUCAGUCAGCAAUAUAUCACUUUUGCCAAAGCCUUCAUUUGAAACAGAAGUUUAUACUAAUGAAGAAUUCGGGAUUAAAGAUAUGAGUACCAGGAGGCAAAACGAGCCUUCUCCAAGAAAUGAAGACAAAAAAUCGGGGACUGAAGAUUUUUCAAAAUCUUCAGUUGGCUCAAAAUUUUCAAAACAAGCUCAAAAUCUCCUUUCAGAAUCAAAAAGAAAAAUUAGGAUCCUAGAAAUUGUGCUUUUUAUAGUGGUAAGAAUAAAUUAGAUGUCAUCUGUUAUAGUAGUUGUUGGUGCCAUUCUGGGGUAUAUGAUCACUGACAUAUCAUAUACAAUGUCUUUAAUUCCCCUUCCAUGAGCAUAUAAAAUAUUUGUUGAUUGCAAUGCUUUUUAAUAUAAAAUUUAUAAAAUUUACAGUAUUUUUUCCAAUAUUUAUAAAAGCGCAUUUCAGAAAUUUCCAAUUAAUUUAAUAUAUAAAAUUUAUAGUUAAAGUGCAAUCUAUUUAGAAUUAUUAAGAGAUUUCAUUAUAUAAAAUACUGAAAUUUCCAAUGGUUUUAUUCGCUAAUGAAGGAGGAGUAAGCUCUUUCAAAAAUUUAGGACAGCUGUUAUAUAAUCUUGGGCUAUCCGCAGAUUAUGCAAGGCUUAUUGAUAAUUUAAAGAAGACAAGCGAGACUAAUGAACAGCUAAAUAGUGCAAUUACAGAUUUUCAAAUUUUAAUAUCAGACUUACUCUCCCUUUUAAAAGUAAGAAAAACUAUUGAAAUAAAUCAAUCGAAAAUUUGAGCCCAAAUAAAGUCUUACUUGCUUUUAAAGGGGAGUCAGAAUCUAUCCAAGGAACAAUUUUUAAAGAUUUUGACCAAUGAAACUAUUGCUCAGUCUCAAAAAUUGUUACGAAUCCUUUGAUUCCUUUAAUCUAUUUUGAUGCUUUUGAUCCAACUGUAAAAUAUUCAAAUUUAUAUGACGCUAUAUCAGAACUCAUUUUAAAUGUAUUUUUUAUUCAGUGUAAAGGCAUGGCUAGUGCCAUCUCAGAUAAUGAUCCCUACCUAAAAUAUAUCAGAUUUGUAUUAGUUAAUGGUGCAGGACAUCUUUUUGAAAGCACAAAUUCCACAAUGAAUGGGAUUGUGGAUUGCGAAAUAGAAAGAGUAAAAAAAACUGGCAUGUAUAUAAAUGCUCUCUUAAUAUUUGGAUUCUUCGCACUUGGGGUUCUGGUUCUGGUUAUUAUAGGAUAUAUAAUUUUUGUAUCACGAAAGCAGGACGAAUUUUGGAAUUUUAUUUUAAAUAAUGCGCAAUGGGCACUUGCUAAACUGAAGAGUUCGGCAGUAGACAGGCUGGUCCUCGUUCAUGGAGUUGAUUAUAGUUCAGAUUUAAAUAUGGAAAUAUCAGGAAAUCGAUUAAAAAGAAAAGUGAAAACUUCUGUUUAUAUGCAAUAUAGUUGAAGACUUAUGGUUUUUUUCAUAAUUGCUGCUUCUUACUACAUUUUAAUUUCAUUAUACUUAUAUCCAAAAUGCGAAGAUUUAAUGAUAAACCGUCCAAAGCUCCUUAGCAACUUUAAUAUAAGGCGUUCCACUCUUAGAAGAUUAUCAAUGCUUUCUAGAGAAACUUUUACCCAUUACUUUCAAAAAAAAGUUCCCCAAUAUUUUCAAUAUUCAAAUGCAUGAACAAGUGUUAAUAGGGCAUCAACUAUUUUAAGAUUAAAAAACAAAGAACUCAGAGAAAGUGGCUUAAAAAAAUUAAUGUCAAAAGAAUUAAGAGAAAGAAUCUAUAAUAAGGUAGAUUCCGAUAAAAGUAUCCUUGAUUAUGGGACAGAAGCUGCAAUAAAUGUCAUAAUUGGCGAUUGUGAAAAUCAGGGAUAUAAUGAAUUUAAUCCUUCAUCAAAGAUACUUGCAAUACUUGCUGAAGUAGUAGCAAUUCAAAAAGAAAUAAGCCAAGAGUUUCUAUUAGCAGAUCGUGACUCAAAAAAUCUUAUAAACAAUGAGCUAGAUUCAAUAAUAAAUGCAGCAGUAGCAUACUCAAUCGCACUCAUUAUAUUAUAUACUUUCUAUUAUUUACCAUAUUUUAAUUGGCAGAUCAAGCAGCUUAAUAGGUUCUUGAUUUUACCAGAAAUUUUACCAAUGGAUUCAGAAUAA